CCACACGUGAUAUUGUUUGUGUCGUACUAUUAUCACAUUCGCAUGCAUUCACUCGAAUACGUGAUUAAACUUAAACUGAAAUACGAGCGAAAGUAUAGCGCUCAUAAUAGCUGAAGAAAUGUUUCCACGAAUCGUUUUAAUUGGUCAAUAAUUACUUUCGUUAUUAAUAUUAUCAAAUGACUUUAGAAAUUUCAACAUGAUAUUUUUGGCAUCGAACGAAAAAUUAAAUUUACUUUAAUUCUAUUAUAAUUCCAUAUCAAUGUGCACAAAAAUUCAGAAUCAACAAAUCAUCGAUGAAUUUCUCCGACAGAUUGGAACUAAAUAUAACGUAGCAAGAUGCACGAGUAUCAAUAAGUUUAAAAAUUUUUUUCAAUGUUUGGAUAAACUUUCGAAUCGAAGAAAAAUAAAAACUGUUAAGAAAUAUAUAAUCGUUUAGCAAAUACGUCUUAUAAUUUUCAUAAUAUCUUAAUAAGAUGUUGAAUAACCUUUGGAUUUGAUAAAUGAAUUGUACGAUAUUUCUGUAUUCAUUCGAUUAAUCAUAAGAUUCGCGUCCUUGACAAUAUUUUCUUUCAAUUGCGCUUCAUCGGUGAAAAAAAAAUAAUAUACAUAUUCGCAAUAAUUUACUACCAAUAUUAAUUUAUUAUUUCUCUUAAGAAUAUAUCUCUUUUGAUUUUCGGCUAUAAUAAUUUUUUCUUCCGUCACUUUGAAUCAAUAUUUAAUGCUUAUUUAACGUUUCUAAUAUUAUCUUUCUAUAUUUAUUUUUAAUUCCAACCACUUGAUCUCUAUUUUUUUCCUUUUUAAACAUAUAAUAUUUUUUACGUAUCGUAAAGUAAUAAAGUUACACACUUUUUAUCUCGUAUAUUUUUGUCCAGAUCUUUCAUCUAAACAAUUUAAUUUAAAUAUCCAUUGAAAUGUCACCGUUGAAAGUUCACCGUUGAAAACGUAACACGGUUUGAUUGUCUGCGUUCGAAUUCAUCUUAUUAAGAACAAUUUGAAUAACAAUUAUGUAAUGCUCGUUUAUCGAUGUACAUAUAAUAGAAGCGAUUUAUAGGAAACCUUCAGUUGUCAUAAACAAUGCGAUAGAACGACGAAUUAUGGCGUCUCAUAAUUUUCUUGUAAAAGUGCAAUAGAAAUGUUUAAUAAUUCGCCAGGGAAACGGCGCGAUCGUACAAUUGUUUUGAGAGAUUUGUUCAACUCACGUUCCGCUCGUCGCAUGUUUUUAAUGUAUGAAAACAUAUUGCGCAGACUUUAUACUUUAUCUCAUGCGUGAUUAUAUAUAAAAAAAAUACUAUUGAAAUCAUCAUCUCUCUGUCGAAGAAGAUGGGAUGGGAGGCGGAAAGUGGGGCACAAUUUGUUCAAACAUUGUAAUUAAAUGAGUUUAAAUUAGAAACUGCUCUGCAUGCGUGAUUUCUUAAUAUUUUUUUCAUAAUUAUUGUGCGUUCAUAUUUGUAUAAACGAUCUUUUUUUUUUUAUUCCCUUCUUUCUUAAUAAUCAUUCACGAAAAGAAAUCGUCAAAUUAUAUAAACAAGAAGAAACAUCUUGAAACCAGUUUCAAUCUUGAAAUAUUUAAAUAUCCCUUGAUUUUUACAAGUAUACUGAGCGACCAACUUCUUGGCGACGGAGAGGAGAAGAAGAAAAGGGUGACGUUGAACAUCGACACGAAAAUGUUAAAGAUUGGAUUUAUUGGAGGAGGCAAGAUGGCUCAGGCUUUGGCCAGAGGUUUCAUACGGUCUGGAUUAAGCAAAGGUGAAAUGAUGCUGGCUAGCUGUCUUCCGAAUGAUAUAAGUAGCAUAGAUGCGUUUAAGGAAAUAGGAUCAAAUACUGUAUUUUCAAACCAACCUGUAAUUGAUUAUGGUGAUGUAUUGAUUUUAUCAGUAAAACCACAGGUGGUUCCAAAGGUUCUUCCAGAGUUAAAGAAUUACAAAAAACUUUUACUUUCUAUUGCUAUGGGUAUCCCAUUGGCAUCAUUAGAAAAGGCCUUACCAGAUGGAACUCCGGUAAUUAGAGUAAUGCCCAAUACGCCAGUUCUUGUAGGUUGUGGUGCAACAGUGUAUGCUCGUGGAAAGUAUGCAGGCGAUAAAGAAGCUGAAAUAGCAGAAAAAUUAUUCUCCUCUGUGGGUUUAUGUGAAGAAGUACCUGAAAAUUUAAUUGAUCCCGUUACGGGUUUAGCUGGUUCAGGACCUGCAUAUGUGUAUAUGAUGAUAGAGGCUUUGGCGGAUGGAGGUGUAAAAAUGGGUCUCAUGAGGCCAUUUGCGUACAAAUUAGCUGCUCAAACUGUUCUUGGAGCUGGUACUAUGGUUCGAGAUACGAAGACACAUCCAGGACAGCUUAAAGAUGAUGUAGCAUCGCCAGCAGGCUCUACCAUAGUUGCGUUACAUUAUUUAGAAGAGCACGGAUUGAGAUCAGCUAUAAUUGGAGCAGUUGAAGUGUCAACGAAACGAUGUAAGGAAGUUAGUUCAAAUACAGAGAAAAAUUAGAUUGACAGAAUAAAGGAAGAGUUGUAGUUAUUGAUAAAAAAAACGAAGAAAGUAAGAAAAUACAUUGUUGUAACAGUUAUAGUUGUAGAAAACAAAGUAAAUAGUAAUAGUAUAAUAGUUUCAAUUUAGUAACGAUUAUGUAUAAUUAUCACAAUUGUCAUCUUUUAUAAAAAAUUCCUAACAUAAUAUUCUUGAAAAAUAUUUUGUAUAUUUUGUAUAUAACUCUUUUAACUUGAUAAAUGUUUAUGAUUCAUUGUUGUAUGUUCAAAGAACAAUGUCCAAAAAUUUAAUUUAAGAUCUGUUAUUUUUUUGAUGAUAACAUAUUUUAUAAUGAAAAUGUAUAAAAAUGUAUAUAAUUAUAUUUUAUAUUUAAUGAUAACAUUUUUACGCUUAUGCUUUUAGUAUAAAUGAAAUAAGAACAUGUUCGAAUAUGUUCUUUGUUUAAACAAUUCAUGAUAAAUUAAGACUAUAAAAAUUAUCAUACAAAUUAUAAUUUUUUAUACAUGUAAAAAAAUAAUAUAUAUGUAAAGAUAUAAAAUUAUGGCAUUUUAUACUAUAUUUAAAAAAUAACAUAUUAAAUGUUAUUUUUAUUGUUUUACAUUGAAAUGUUAAAAUAAAUAUUGAAAUUUUAAACGUU
Messenger RNA from Apis cerana (Asiatic honeybee), 3114 nucleotides. RefSeq names its product Pyrroline-5-carboxylate reductase-like 2. Gene Ontology annotation, molecular function: pyrroline-5-carboxylate reductase activity. Gene Ontology annotation, biological process: L-proline biosynthetic process. Lineage: Eukaryota; Metazoa; Arthropoda; Insecta; Hymenoptera; Apidae. The record is from RefSeq and is a predicted model, not a curated record.